This is a messenger RNA of Drosophila takahashii, 1522 nucleotides long. The record is from RefSeq and is a predicted model, not a curated record. Lineage: Eukaryota; Metazoa; Arthropoda; Insecta; Diptera; Drosophilidae.
CCAUUGAAGAGUUGGUAGUAGCAAUAAAAGUGAAAUCCGCACGAGCAGACAUACGCACACGAAAAGCGAAACCAAAGCAGCAGCACCGCAGCAGCAGACAUGGCGGUGACCACAGGCUCUACGAGUGAGGCAACCACAACUACAGCUCCCGUUCCGCGACGAAAGCACAGCACGCGGGAGCAGCUCCAUCAAAUGCUGGCCGGCGGACUGUCGGCGGCCAUCACCCGGUCCACCUGCCAACCGCUGGACGUGCUCAAGAUCCGAUUCCAGCUGCAGGUGGAGCCGCUGGGCAAAAGCCGCGCGAGGGAGGGCGCAGGAGCGCUCACCUCCAAGUACACAUCCAUCGGACAGGCGGUGAAGACAAUCUACCGGGAGGAGGGACUGCUGGCCUUCUGGAAGGGACACAAUCCCGCCCAGGUGCUGAGCAUCAUGUACGGCAUUUGCCAGUUCUGGACGUACGAGCAGCUGAGCCUGAGGGCCAAACAGACGAGCUACCUGGCGGAUCAUCAGCAUCUGUCGAACUUCUUGUGUGGCGCCGCGGCCGGAGGAGCAGCAGUGAUCAUAUCCACGCCACUGGACGUCAUCCGCACCCGGCUGAUUGCCCAGGACACCAGCAAGGGAUACAGGAACGCCACGAGAGCGGUGUCGGCGAUUGUUCGGCACGAGGGCCCGAGGGGUAUGUACCGCGGCCUGUCCUCCGCCCUGCUGCAGAUAACCCCGCUGAUGGGCACCAAUUUCAUGGCCUACCGCCUGUUCAGCGACUGGGCCUGCGCCUUCCUGGAGGUCAGCGAUCGCAGCCAGCUGCCCACGUGGACGCUGCUCGGGCUGGGCGCCUCCUCGGGCAUGCUCUCCAAGACGAUCGUGUACCCCUUCGAUCUGAUCAAGAAGCGGCUGCAAAUCCAGGGCUUCGAGUCGAACCGCCAGACCUUCGGACAGACGCUGCAGUGCCACGGAGUCUGGGACUGUGUGCGGCUGACCGUGCGCCAGGAGGGCGUUCGGGGCUUGUACAAGGGCGUGGCCCCCACGCUCCUCAAGUCAAGCAUGACGACGGCCCUGUACUUUUGCAUUUACGAUAAGCUCAAGCAGGUGCGCUUCUAGGUCGGACUUGGAGUCGGGGUUAAUGGUAAUGGCGGUUCAAAAAUCCAUUGUCUGUGCUCCCAAACAGAAUCUACACCGUAUUUUCUAUUUUUAUAUCUAUUUACCGCACCGCGUAAAUAAUAUUAAGACUUAGGCUAACUGUUGAUUAGUUUUCGGUUAUGCGUACGGGGUUCUGUUUAUCUUCGGCCAAUCGACUUGGUCAGCGCUUUAUAUAUUAUCGCGCCAGUUAAGUUAUAUAAAUAUGUAUUGUAUAUGUUAGUUGGUAGUUUAUUAUCCCAGCAAAGGCGUCACUCAAACCUAUAUUUAUGAUUAUCUUUUGCUAAAUUUGCAAAUGUAACUGGGCUGGCAGUCCCAUUUGUUGUUUAAUUAUUUUUAUUAAAUCUAAAUAUUCAGGGAAUUAAAUAAAACUUGACUACAUCACAAA